AUGAUAAUCUCAACUAUUUUAAAGAAGAACAACGGUUGGCAUAACCACAUUGUGUUUAACGGAAAUCCAACUAUUUCGAAGGAGAACAAUAGCCAACGUAACAGUGUUGUGUUCUUUGAAGGAAAUAGGUCGAUGAGGACAUCAUCUUCAACUCCACUGAAGAUAAAAUCCAAAAAUGACAAAGUCAGAAAGAACUGCAUUGACGUCUCAGUAAAAAAAGAAAAUGGCAUGCUCAAGAGUAAGAAAUGGAGAGUCAAGAAAAGCGUGAUGAAAAGUUCAGGGCAAUCUAGAGAUGUUGAGGCCACUCAAGUUAACUAUGUCUCUAUUGCAAAUGAUAACCCAACUGAAAACGAAGAGCAUGAAAUCUGGACUCCUGAUAAUGAGCCGGUGGAGUUUAUUGAUAAUGUUUAG
This is a messenger RNA of Prunus armeniaca (apricot), 411 nucleotides long. Lineage: Eukaryota; Viridiplantae; Streptophyta; Magnoliopsida; Rosales; Rosaceae. The record is from the annotation of a GenBank genome assembly.